Molecule: messenger RNA, 1285 nt
Organism: Protopterus annectens (West African lungfish)
Lineage: Eukaryota; Metazoa; Chordata; Ceratodontiformes; Protopteridae
Gene: BLOC1S3
Product: biogenesis of lysosomal organelles complex 1 subunit 3
Exons: 2
Coding region: 177-752 (191 amino acids)
Cellular component (GO): BLOC-1 complex
Source: RefSeq, a predicted model, not a curated record
GAUACAGUGGAAUCAGCUGACACGAGCAGCUGACUGAUUUGGCUUUUCUAAGUGGAGUGAAGUAGUGCUCGUUCUUUACGUUGUUUUUGAAAGAAAGUAUUUUGUUCAUUUUUGAUCCUGUCGUGCUAAAAACGUCAUUAUCAGAAUUGACAAUACCUAAUUCUGGCCAGAGAAAGAUGGCUACAAACAGGUACCAGACCAUUGUCCAGGGAGAAGCAUCAGAAACGGACUCUGAGGAGGAGGAGUUUUAUAUUUCCUCAGGUCCCCCAGUCUCCUUUUCUGGUGCUGCAGGGGUGAAAGUUGAAGGUGAAGCAUCAGAAACGGACUCUGAAAAAGAAGAAGAAAGAGAAUCAGCAGAAAUUUCUCUGGACUCUGGAGCUGUAAACAUGCAGCUUCCACCCCUUAUUGUAAUCCGCAAUGAGCAGCAAAGUUCUCCUUCAGCGAUGGAAGAGAAACCAGCUUUACAAAUUAAGCACAGUGGACGCUACAGCACCUUGUUGCAGCAGAAGCUACUAGAAAGCAAUGCACGUCUCCAUCAUGAUGUUAGCGGUACAGUGAAACAGGUGUACCAGAAUGCCACAAAGGAGAUUCGAACAGCCACUGCCCACCUCAGUAACUCCCAGUCAGGGAUCAUUAAUGCUUCUUAUACUAUACGUCAAAUUCUAGAAGAUCUCAGAGCUGUUUCUGAAAAAAUUGAUAUAAUCACCAGUUGUGACUUACUGCCCGAUAUUCGUAUGCCCUCUACCCAGUAGACCUGAAAGGACAAGACUAAGACUAACUGUGUAGAAUCGGAUACUUCCAAAAACAAAAAAACCCCGCUUUGUCCUAUUUUAUUUCUUUUUUACAUGUUUAGUAAGUGGAAGGUACUGGCAGUUAACCUGCAUUAAGUGGAAGGUCCAUGGGACGAGUACCACUUUCUUUCAUGUGUUACAACAUUCUUGUAGUACCUUGGUGACAAUGUACUCUAGAUUCUGUGCAUUUUCUUCACAAGCCAUAGUUUUUCACCUCUUAUUGCUGAAGUUCCUCAUAGUACAUUUUGAAGUUUCCCACCUUUGUUACUGAUAUUCAUAAAAGUCCCAAACACCUGGAAGAGAAAUAUGUAUCAUACAGUCAAAAAUCCUGUGGGUGACGUUCUGUAACAGAAGUGUUAGAGAGACUGUGAGUCGCACACCUUGUGUAGUAGCUGAUUGCAGCAGAGCAUCAGAAAAUACUGUAGUAAAACUCUGAUUAAUCUGAUUGCGCAUUAAUACAUUUAUUAAACAAACUACAUUGUAGUUGAGUAUUA